Rattus rattus (black rat) is the source of this 1790-nucleotide messenger RNA. RefSeq names its product akirin 2 (gene Akirin2). Bases 437 to 1042 code for a protein of 201 amino acids. The record is from RefSeq and is a predicted model, not a curated record. NCBI's taxonomy places the organism in Eukaryota, Metazoa, Chordata, Mammalia, Rodentia, Muridae. The transcript has 5 exons. Gene Ontology annotation, cellular component: nucleus; chromatin. Gene Ontology annotation, molecular function: transcription coregulator activity. Gene Ontology annotation, biological process: positive regulation of transcription by RNA polymerase II; positive regulation of innate immune response.
GGCGGCGUUGUUAUUGACGCCAUAUUGGGGCCGGCGGCGGGUGGCAGAGUUGGUCCGUGAAGAGAGGGUCGAGUGCAUUGCCUAGCUCUGUGCGGCGGAGCUACCACUCCGCUCCCGCAAGUUGCCGCCGCUCACGAGCUUCUGUCUACACCGGCGUGUUGGAGGUCGCGUUUCGGUCGUGCCACUGACCGGGUCCACUACCGAAGGGAGCCGGUCUCCGCGCAAGAGCCUCAGCGCGCUCAGCCCGAGCGCACGGCGGGGGCGGCCCGGCCUCUCGGGAGCGGCCCCGAGCGGGCGGCGCGACCCUCGCGCCUCGCCCGCCUGCCCUGUCGCGGCUCCUCUGUCCCGGGCCCCACACCUACCGGGCACCUCGGAGGGCCCGUUUGCCCCGGUCCUUCCCGGCCCCGCCCGAGCCGGGCCUCGGCUGCCCGCCGCCAUGGCGUGCGGAGCCACUCUGAAAAGGACUCUGGAUUUCGACCCACUGCUUAGCCCGGCAUCUCCGAAGCGGAGGCGGUGCGCGCCUUUGUCGGCACCGGCUUCGGCUGCCGCCUCCCCUGCCGCCGCUACCGCCGCCGCCGCUGCCUCUGCCGCGGCCGCUUCGCCGCAGAAGUAUCUCCGGAUGGAGCCUUCCCCCUUCGGCGACGUCUCCUCCCGUCUCACCACAGAACAAAUUCUGUACAACAUAAAACAGGAAUAUAAACGUAUGCAGAAGAGGAGACAUUUAGAAGCUAGUUUUCAGCAGACAGACCCAGGUUGUAGUUCCGAUUCACAGCCACAUGCAUUUCUCAUCAGUGGACCAGCAUCACCAGGGACUUCAUCUGCAACAUCCUCACCAUUAAAAAAAGAACAGCCCUUAUUUACUCUAAGGCAGGUUGGGAUGAUCUGUGAACGUUUGUUGAAAGAACGGGAAGAGAAGGUUCGAGAAGAAUAUGAAGAAAUACUGAACACAAAACUUGCAGAACAAUACGAUGCAUUUGUGAAGUUUACGCAUGAUCAGAUAAUGCGGCGAUAUGGAGAACAGCCUGCUAGUUAUGUUUCAUGAAUCACGCUUUUUGCAUUUGUGGGCUGCCUUGUUCCUUGUUGAGUUGUUGCAGGAGGUCCCAACUAUGACAUGCAACAAUGCCAGUACCCAUCUGUGAACACAGGUUAUUUCAAGCUUUCGUCAGUGGCAACCACUCUUAGGCAGCAGCAAUUGGUUUUGGAAAUUUCCGUGAUGUCAUUACCACCCGGAUGUGGACCUUUGCUACUUGUAUUAAUACCAGUGGCCUCGUUUUGCUGUAUCAUUACAAUUUGGCUUCUUUAUAUUAAUGUUUGAAAGGGAUUAAAGCUGGCAUUCUAGAACAUGCCCUUCACUGGUUAUGUAAAUAAAACUGUAGAAUGACACGUCAGAUGAAGUUAGUGUGAUUUUAAUUGUGCACUACAACCAAGCUGUAACCAGUUAUUAAUAACUUAGAAUGUAAUCCCAGGACAUUUAAGCAGUUAGUCUACAGUACUUCAGUGAGAUGGAGGAGGAGGAGGAGGAGGAGGGCAUUUCUGUAUUUCAGGACUUUUCUUGGGGUUUCAGAAUGGGUUUAUAUGAUUUCCUUUAUUAUUUUUUGGUAGUUUUAUUUAUUCUAUCAGUCUUUUUAACAAAUGUUUAUUGCUGCACCCCCUCCCCCAGUGUAUUAUUGUUUUACUGCCCUUGUAGCACUGGAGUUUAGUUGGAAAAAUAAAACAUUUACUUCUAUUCUGCCUGUUUUCAAAUUGUACACAUGGGUAGUAUUGGAAUAAAGUAGUGUUUUUAAACGUAA